Molecule: messenger RNA, 525 nt
Organism: Protopolystoma xenopodis
Lineage: Eukaryota; Metazoa; Platyhelminthes; Monogenea; Polystomatidea; Polystomatidae
Source: the annotation of a GenBank genome assembly
AUGUUCGUAGGUGACAAGAGGUUGGUGGCCAUUGUUACGCGAUGCCAUGCUCAUUUUCAGAAUGGCACGGCGAGGCUGCAACUUUCGUCAUUUCUGGAGACUGUGAAGGUUCUCAUAAUUCCAACAGAGCCGGGUUUCGAAGAAUCCAUCAGUGAUUUAUUGAGACACAACCUUUCACCUCCAAAGCAAAUUUGGUUGCCGCCCAUUUGUCAAUUGGUCUUACUGGAAGCCGAAGAGGGAUUGGCUGCUGUGGAGUGGUUGCCUCGGCUCACUAUUCUUCUAUCCCGAGGAAUUCACGAUCGGAUUCAGUCUGUACCGCUUCACAGUGAGAAACAGUCUUUUUGGAAAAAGCGCAACUUGGCCACGUUGUCAAGGGGGCUCUCGACAAAAGUGUCAUCAACUGCCCCCUCUGUCACAGAAGUCAUGAUAAUCUCCAUUAUGGGACGGCUGAUCAGGAAGAUUACCAGACAUUUCACAGACAAUGUGUAUGACUUUCGCCAUGCUUCAUCAGCAAAAGUCGAGUAA